AUGCUGAGCGUGCUGCGUGUACACCUCCCGUCGGAUAUCCCCAUUGUAGGCUGUGAGCUAACGCCGUACGUCCUAUUACGGCGACCAGACAAGACUCUUUACCCCGAAGAUGUUCCCGAGUCGUCUCCCCUCGAUGGUCAUUUCUUGAGAUACAAGUGGUACCGGAUACAAAGUGAUAAAAAGGUAACUGUUUGCAGUAUACAUCCAUCAGAACAAGCCACACUGCAGUGUCUAGGCUGUGUCAAGGCAAAAAUACCAGUUGCCAAAAGUUAUCAUUGUUCUCCCAAAUGCUUCUCAGAUGCCUGGCAGCAUCAUCGAGUUCUUCAUGACCGUGCAGCAAGUGCUGUAAAUGAGAAUGGAAAUGAGGAAGAAGAGUUAUUUGGACGUUUCAAUAGCACAGGAUCUGGAGUCAUUAAUUCAACUUUACCCACUUCUGCAUCAAGUGCUAGCUUGACAAAUGGAUCAACACCUUUAUAUCCUGCCACAGUGACACAAAGGAAUGGUGGUGAAACUUGGUUUGAAGUGGGGCGAUCAAAAACGUAUACACCAUCAGCUGAUGAUAUUGGACACGUCCUUAAGUUUGAGUGUGUAGUGGUCGAUGCUGAAACUAAACAAACUGUGGGACAUCCAAGUACUCUAUUGACUUCCCGUGUUAUUCCAGCCCCCUCACCUCCACCACGUCGGUUGAUCCCCGUUAAUGGGGCGGAUGUAAUUGGCCAUUUAGAUGCUGAUGGUCGUAUCUCAUCAUCUGGAACUUUCACUGUACUCUCAUACAAUAUUUUGGCUGAUGCCUACGCCACUAGCGAAUCCUAUGCUUAUUGCCCAUCAUGGGCCCUGUCGUGGGCUUAUCGCCGUCAGAAUUUGCUUCGGGAAAUUGUUGGAUAUCGAGCAGAUAUUGUUUGUCUCCAGGAGGUUCAAAAUGAUCAUUUUGAGGAGUUCUUUGCGCCAGAGCUGGAUAAACAUGGUUACCAAGCCUUGUACAAGAGGAAGACGAAUGAGGUCUACACAGGAAACCCUAAUACUAUAGAUGGUUGUGCAACUUUCUUUCGAAGAGAUAGAUUCUCGCAUGUUAAAAAAUAUGAGGUUGAGUUCAACAAGGCUGCUCAGUCCUUGACUGAAGCUUUGGUUCCAAGUGCCCAGAGGAAGACUGCUUUGAAUCGAUUGGUUAAGGAUAAUGUUGCUCUAAUUGUGGUACUGGAGGCAAAGUUCAGCAACCAGGGGGCUGAUACUCCAGGCAAGCGGCAGCUUCUAUGCGUUGCAAAUACCCAUGUAAAUGUCCACCAAGAUCUAAAGGAUGUUAAGCUUUGGCAGGUUCUUACUCUUCUCAAGGGAUUAGAGAAGAUAGCUGCAAGUGCUGACAUUCCUAUGCUAGUAUGUGGAGAUUUCAAUUCACUACCAGGAAGUGCUCCUCAUGCUCUUCUUGCCGGAGGAAAGGUGGAACCGACACAUCCUGAUAUAGUCGUGGACCCGCUUGGUAUUUUACGUCCUCACAGCAAGCUGGCACAUCAGCUACUACUGGUUAGUGCUUACUCAUCUUUUGUGAGGGGAGUUGGUCUUGGUGUGGAUCAUCAGAGGAGGAAGAUGGACCCUCUAAUCAACGAGCCAUUAUUUACAAAUUGCACUAGGGAUUUUAUUGGUACUCUUGAUUACAUAUUUUACACGGCUGACUCUUUGACUGUGGAGUCCUUGUUGGAACUCCUGGAUGAAGAAAGUUUGAGAAAAGAUACAGCACUUCCUUCUCCAGAGUGGUCCUCUGAUCAUAUUGCACUCCUAGCUGAAUUUCGUUGCAAGCCUAGACAAAGACGUUGA
Molecule: messenger RNA, 1809 nt
Organism: Linum trigynum
Lineage: Eukaryota; Viridiplantae; Streptophyta; Magnoliopsida; Malpighiales; Linaceae
Source: the annotation of a GenBank genome assembly